This is a messenger RNA of Sphaeramia orbicularis (orbiculate cardinalfish), 2828 nucleotides long. Its product is annotated as ETS domain-containing protein Elk-3-like. Gene Ontology annotation, biological process: regulation of transcription by RNA polymerase II; cell differentiation. The record is from RefSeq and is a predicted model, not a curated record. NCBI's taxonomy places the organism in Eukaryota, Metazoa, Chordata, Actinopteri, Kurtiformes, Apogonidae. Gene Ontology annotation, cellular component: nucleus. Bases 394 to 1611 code for a protein of 405 amino acids. The transcript has 5 exons. Gene Ontology annotation, molecular function: sequence-specific DNA binding; DNA-binding transcription factor activity, RNA polymerase II-specific.
GGGACUACCGAGGCGCUCCUGAAGGCAUCACAGUAGCCUGCGGCCUGAUGAUGUCAGUCGAAGGGUUGUAGGAGUUUCUGGGUGACCAUGUGUGCCGACAUAGAGUAGGCCUACUGCUGACCGUCAGCGGGCAGAAAGAAGAGGAGGGGAGGAAAAGUGUGUUUACACAGACGGCAAACUGCCUGGGGAAUCGUAGGGGAGAGGAAGUCAGCCGGCUCUGUGUCUGCCUGCUCCAACUUCCUGCUCAGAAAAAGAAAAAGCCCAGGAUCCUAUUUCAGUUCAGCACAACUGUGUAGACUAGAAGCCCAGAAGUAAGCAUGGAAAAACAAGGAAUCACACAAGCUUCUCCGUAAAGUUUCGCACAGGGACAAGACCAAGUAAGAGAUCGCAGGUAUGGACAGUGCCAUCACUUUGUGGCAGUUCCUGCUGCAGCUGCUACUUGACCAGACUCACAAACACCUGAUCUGCUGGACGUCCACAGAUGGGGAGUUCAAGCUCCUCAAGUCGGAGGAAGUAGCCAAGCUGUGGGGGCUGCGCAAAAACAAAACCAACAUGAACUACGACAAGCUGAGCAGAGCGCUGCGCUACUACUACGACAAGAACAUUAUCAAGAAGGUGAUUGGCCAGAAAUUUGUCUAUAAGUUCGUGUCUUUUCCUGAGAUCUUGAAGAUGGAUCCCCAGGCUGUGGAGAUGGGCCUGGCCACUGGUCGGUUUCCCCUCCAGGAAGGAGAGGCCCCUGAGCUGGAGGUAGAGGAGGAGGAAGAGGAGGAGGGGGAGGAGGAGGCCCAGAGGAGGACCCUGGCAGCCCUGGGGGCUCAGCAGUGUCGAAAUGACUACCUCCGUUCAGGUCUGUAUUCCUCCUUCAGCAUCAGCUCCCUCCAGAACCAGCCUGAGCUGCUCCGUGCCCUGCGGGAGCGCCAGGACGAGCCGCGCUCUGUCAUCCGCUUCGGCACAAACGCCAGUGACCAAAGCUCCCCUCCCUCCUCCAAACAUGAGCCUUAUGUCUCCCCCAGGCCAUCCAAACUCCCGUCUCUGUCCCAUUCCCCAACUUCCCCCCAUCCUGGCCAAAGCUGGAGCCCUGCAGUCAAGGAGGAGGAGGAGGACUCUGACCCAAACGCCCAGCCCCUCAACCUGUCAUCUGGACACCGAGAGCGAGCCCUGCAGUCUCCAGAGAAGAGGAGCAACAUCAGCAGUGGUAGGAGUAGUACUACUACUACCAGCAGUAGUAGUAACCAAGGAGAUGGACUCCCACCAAAGCACAAAAAGCCCAAAGCUCUGGAGAUCUCCGCCCCGUCCCUGCUGCUCGCUGGUAGUGACAUCGGCUCUAUCGCCCUGAACAGUCCGGCACUGCCCUCCGGCUCCCUCACUCCGGCCUUCUUCACCGCACAGACUCCCUCUGGUUUGCUGCUGGCUCACAGUCCGCUGUUGUCAGGGAUCCAUUUUUGGAGCAGCCUGAGCCCUGUCGCCCCACUCAGUCCAGCCCGUCUGCAGGGCCAUGGCUCGCUCUUCCAGUUCCCCAGCCUAAUCAACGGACACAUGCCUGUCCCCCUGCCAAACCUGGAAGGAACACCCGCCUCCAUGCUCAUGUCCCCCACCAUCCACAAAUCCUGAUCCAGGGUCUGUGUAAGAAGAUAAAACCCACUCACUUUCAUCCAUCUCAUGUUUGUCACAGUCAUCCUCAUCAUCAGCCGUCAACUUUCAUUUACUCCCAUGAAACAUAACGUGACCUCACACUUUUGCACUUGAGUUCCUUCAGAUUCGUGGUGAAAGCACUUGGUAAAAGCCAUAUGCCAUGAAGCCUGAGACGUCUGGCUCUUUGUGAUUAAUUACAGCACAAUUCCACAUGACUCUGUCCACUGUGGACAGUAGUGACGUGUAAAAACUCACCAGCUGCUCAUAGAGCCGAAGCCCCACCCUUUCUGCUGUGCCUCAUGGAAACUAACUUCAGAAAAAAUAGGAACAACGGUUAAUGAUGGGACAAAUUUUUUUUAUCGUUUGAAUUGUUUAUCAAUGUAAAAGAUCAUUUCAAGACAAAAGUCACAAUUAAAGAUAGUAAAGAAACAUCUAGUUUUGUGUUGAACAGCUGAACAAACUGCAUGUUUUGUCACGCGUGAUACCGCGUGAUACAUGUCACCAACAGCAAACCACUGUCUUUGUGCAUUUUCCCUUCUUCUUCGAGGUGGAGGUGAAAAAGUAUUAAAGAGGUGUAAAUCCAUCCAGUCUGGUCAUGCUGAAGCUGCAGAGACAUCUUCCGACUCUGUCCAUUAUAAUGACGUCACCUCCAUGUGUUUCAGGUGUAUAGUCUUUAUAUUUAUGUAUUUUCACAGUUUGAUACAUCAACAGUUUUACAACAAACUGCUUUAUAGACUAACAUUGUCUUUUAAACUGAAAAACAUCAUAUGUGUAAUUGAUACACAACACAAAUGGGAUCAAAAAUAAUCACCUAUCUUUUACUGUUGACUGUAAUAUUGUCUGAUGGGGCACCACCAGGGGAGGGACUUCAGCUUUCUGUUCUGUGCAGACAGCUUGGUCGUUUAAGCCUGUUUAAAAACUUCCUUUUCUUAACAUGGUCAUAGUGUGAAACUGGUGGUUUCAUGUUUGAUGUUGUAUGUAUUAUAUGCACUAUGCUUCUCAGAUAGUACCGGCUGUGCCUUGUCAUGUUUUUUUCCCCAAAAUCUUUAAAUGAAGACGAGAUUUUAAAUCAAAGAAAAAAGCCUUUGUAACACUUGUUUUUUUUUAUACUGGACUUGGUAUACAGUAUGUAUUCUGUAUGGUUUUGUAUGUGAAGAAUGUCUUGUUAUUUUCAAUAAAUGAAGCAUUGAAUGCUU